CAACGAGCGCCGAGGUGGCAGGCGUCGUCACAGCAGAGAACGCGGCGAGUACCGCCCUGCUCAACGAAGUGCCGCGCGAGGCGCAGCGCCAUCGCAAGCUCAUUGAGUCAUUCGCCGAUGCUCCCUCAUGCCAGACGGAACGCGCGCGGAAAGUUCAAACGUGCUACUCAGUUUACCGGAAUAAUCCGAGCUUAGCCGCGAAUUGCGCUCGCAACGUUUUGCAGAUGUUUCCCUGCCCUGACGCGUCGCAAUCG
Closterium sp. Naga37s-1 is the source of this 254-nucleotide messenger RNA. The record is from the annotation of a GenBank genome assembly. Lineage: Eukaryota; Viridiplantae; Streptophyta; Zygnematophyceae; Desmidiales; Closteriaceae.